UUUAUCGUCUGGGUCUGGGUCUGGAAAAGAUCUUGGAUCUUGGUCUCGGCUUUCGGUUUCGUUUGUGUGUCUUGGUUUCGGUUUCGGUUUCAGUUUCGAAUUCAGUUCGUUGGCGCGUUCGCACGGAUCGAGUCGUGUGCACGGCUAAAGUCACUUAACUAAAAAAUAUAUACAUAUAUUAAAAUACAUAUACCAACCCAUUUGGUGGCCAAGAUAGGCUCGUCGCUCUUAUAUUCGGGUCAAUGCUGUGCUCUGCAUUGCCAACGUUAUGCUAAUUACCGAAAGGAUACAAAUCAUAGCAUACAUCAUCGGUUACAAUCUCUUUGGCAAGACUCCGUCGCACCGCUGGUGACAAAUUCCACGCCCGGUGACCAACCCGACAAAUAAGCGCUAGAAAUAAAAAGAUACAUAGCCAGGAGAAUAGCUAGCAACACAUAUAUAAAUAUAACGAAUAUAUUUAUUUAAUAUAUCACACAACAAAUUCGCAAAACGUGCCAAAUAUAAUUUAAAUCUAUUUAUUUUGUUUAACAAAGAGAUAAUAAGUCUAAAGUAUAUAUAAAUUAGUAAGUCGUUUAAUUUAAAUCCUAAUAAAAAGCCACAACAAAAGGAAGUUGCCGCAGGAGCAGCCGUUGGCUUCAUCAUGACGAAGCCAGAAAUGCUGAUUAGUUUAAUUUUAUGGUGCCUUUGCGCUUCCAGUCUGACACUACGUAUCCCCGAGGACCUUGAGAAUGCCGCCAUCAAUGCCCUGAGCUCCGAACGUGCCCGUUCCCUGACCCCCUGUGGAUCCUCCGCGGAGGCAGAGGGCAGUGUGGCCGGUGAAUAUGACGUUUGCCCGCCGAGCAAGUACCGCCAGCCAACAGCUGAGUGCAACAACGUCUCCCACCGGAAGUGGGGUGCCCGAGGAGAUAUCUUCCAGCGUCUGCUGGCUGCUGAUUAUGCCGAUGGUGUAAGCCAGCCGAGGACCUCCAAGGGAACCCAUGCUCUACCCGAUGCUGAGGUGGUGAUAGAGCAACUGCAGCGCCAUGUGGAAGGCGAGCUGCGCCACGCGCACAUCACUGCCAUGCUGCCCGCCUGGGGUCAACUGUUGGCCAAUGACCUGGUCGAGGUGGGACAGCUACCCAUUUCCGGAAAGUGCUGCGAGCGCGACUCCGCCGUCAAGGAUCCAAGCGAGCUGCAGCACUGCUUCGUUCGGGCGGGACCCGACUGCAAGGAGUACAAGCGUUCGGCACCAGGAUUCGAUUCGGAUGCGUGCCAGAAGCACACUCGCCAGCAGAUGAACAUUGCCUCGGCCUACAUUGAUGGCUCUGGACUGUAUGGCUCCACGCGCCAUGAAUUCGACCAGUUGCGCACCUACAUCAGUGGCGGAGUAAAGGUGGAGUCCUGCAAGUACUGCCAGGUGGCUGGAGCCACUGGAGCACUGCAUCGUGCUCUGCUGCAGCAGCACAACAACAUCGGCGAGCGGCUGUCGCACAUCAAUCCCGAUUGGUCCGAAGAAGACGUAUUCCUGGAGGCCAGACGCAUCAUCACGGCCACCAUUCAGCACAUCACCUACAACGAGUUCUUGCCUUUGGUCUUGGGACAGGAAACCACUGCCAAGGAGGGUCUGAGACUGACUGCCGAGAAGCACUCGAGCAACUACUCCAGCUCGGUGAGGGGAGGAAUCUACAAUGAGUUCGCAACCGCCGCCAUGCCCGCUUUCUGGAGCAUGUAUCCCCCAGAGAUGCUGGCCAAGAAGAUGUCCGCCCACGAGCUGCUGUCCAUUGCCGCCCUGCAAAAGUCACUGGUUCCGAGUCAAACGAAUGCCGAGGGUUGGUCCGAGUUGGCUCUGGCCGUACAUCGCGGUCGUGACCACGGAGUGGCAUCCUAUGUGCAUGCCCUUGAUCUCUGCGAGCGUCGAUUCGCCGACCAGAGCGCUGGCAAUGUGAGCUUCGAUACUUUAGCCCAGGUUUCCAACAUUCCCGAGGAGUACAUCACCAAUCUGCGUGACAUUUACCAAAACGCUAAGGAUGUUGACUUGUUGGUGGGUGCUCUUCUGGAAGAGCCUGUAGUUGGAGCGCUAUUUGGACCCACAAUUAGCUGCUUGCUGACCUUGCAAUUUGAGCAGCUGAAGCAGACCGAUCGUUUUUGGUACGAAAACGAGAUCCCGCCCUCGUCCUUCACUUUGGAUCAGCUGAAAAGCAUUCGCCAGACGACUCUGUCUGGAUUGCUGUGUGGUUCUCAUCAAGUGAGCACCGCCCAGUCCAAGGCUUUCAUUCUGGAGGACAACUACCUGAAUUCCAUUUUGGACUGCGACCAGCUGCCCAAGUUUGAUCUAAAACCCUGGCAAGUAAACCCUGAAGAUGAAGUGCAUGUGGAGCACGUUGAGGUGGAACCCGCGACUAAGGAAGCCAUUGCCGAACUGAGUCCCGAACUGAUCGAAGCUGCUGUAGAGCGUGCCAAGCAAGAAUUGGAGGAACGCAAGCGCUUCGAGUACGAAGUGUGGCGUACAAAGGGUGGUAUCAGCGCCAGAUCUCCCGACGGCACGGCUGCCUCCUUCAGCAAGGCCAAUUUGGCUGCCCUGAACUUGGCCAACUCGUCACUGAUCUUCGAGCUGACCUCCAACGAGAUUGUGAAGACCCUCAACCACAUAACCAGACGCAAGCGUCAGAUCUUCAAUCCUAACCAGAAUGCUUUUAAUCGCAACGAACUGACCGAUACCCUGCAAACGGUGGACAUAAGUGGACUACUUGGUGGUGCCCAGAAGCAACUGGACACAUGCCCGGAACCCAGUCAGCAGUGCGAUGCAAACUCGCCAUUCCGUACUCUUUCUGGCAGGUGCAACAAUCUGCGUAAUCCCAACUGGGGCAAGUCACUGACCACUUUCUCCCGUCUGCUGCCCGCUCAGUAUGAGGACGGCAUCUCGGCACCCAGAUUGACUGGAGUGACUGGCACCGCAUUGCCCAAUCCCAGAACAAUUUCCACCACCAUUCAUCCUGAUAUUUCCAACCUGCACACUCGCUACUCACUGAUGGUGAUGCAGUUCGCCCAGUUUGUCGACCACGAUUUGACUUUAACCCCGAUCCAUAAGGGUUUCCACGAGUCCAUUCCAAGUUGCCGACCUUGCAACUCCCGCCAGACGGUGCAUCCAGAAUGUAAUCCCUUCCCAGUGCCCGCUGGCGAUUUCUAUUAUCCCGAAGUGAAUGUGACCAGUGGCGAGCGUUUCUGCUUCCCCUCGAUGAGAUCGCUGCCUGGACAGCAAUCGCUGGGACCCCGUGAUCAGAUCAAUCAGAACACUCACUUCCUGGACGGCUCCAUGGUGUAUGGCGAGACCACUUGUCUAUCAAACAAACUUCGCGGUUUCUCCGGACGCAUGAACAGCACCCAAGUCAGAGGCAAGGAACUUCUGCCACUGGGACCCCAUCCCGAGUGCAAGUCCCGCAACGGUCUGUGCUUCCUUGGAGGCGAUGAUCGUGCUUCCGAGCAGCCAGGUCUGACUGCCAUUCACACCGCCUUCCUGCGUGAACACAACCGCAUUGUUGAGGGUCUGCGUGGAGUCAAUCCUCACUGGAAUGGAGAACAGCUCUUCCAUCAUGCCCGUAAAAUUGUCAGUGCCCAAGUGCAGCAUAUCGUGUUCAACGAGUUCCUGCCCCGCAUUCUCAGCUGGAAUGCCGUCAAUCUGUACGGUCUUAAGCUUCUGCCCCAGGGAUACUACAAGGACUACAACCCAUCGUGCUCUCCGAUUGUUUUCAACGAGUUCGCGGCAGCUGCCUUCCGUAUUGGUCACUCUCUGCUGCGUCCCCAUAUUCCUCGUCUGAGUGUCCAGCACCAGCCUGUGGAGCCGCCACUAUUGCUUCGUGAUGGUUUCUUCCGCAUGGAUGCCCUGCUGCAGCCUGGAAUCAUUGACGAAAUCCUGCGUGGUCUGGUGGCCACUCCAAUGGAGACCCUGGAUCAGUUCAUUACCGGCGAAGUGACCAACCAUUUGUUCGAGGACCGCAAGAUUCCUUUCUCUGGCAUUGAUUUGAUUGCCCUGAAUAUUCAGAGAGCCCGUGAUCAUGGAAUCCCCUCGUACAACAACUACCGAGCUCUUUGCAAUCUGAAACGCGCCACCAACUGGAACGACUUGAGCCGCGAGAUUCCCACCGAGGUCAUCAACCGGUUCCAGAAGGUCUACGCCAGCGUGGAUGACAUUGAUCUGUUCCCUGGUGCCAUGACUGAACGUCCGCUGCAAGGCGGUCUGGUUGGACCCACCUUGGCCUGCAUCAUUGGCAUCCAGUUCAGGCAGCUGCGCAAGUGCGAUCGCUUCUGGUACGAGAAUCAGAACCCAGAGGUCAAGUUUACGGAGGCUCAGCUGGCUGAGGUCCGUAAGGUGACGCUGGCCAAGAUCGUGUGCGAGAACCUGGAGAUCACCGGAGAUAUGCAGCGCGCUGCCUUCGAUUUGCCUAGCAAUUUCCUUAACCCACGUGUGCCUUGCGCCUCGAUGCCCCAGAUUGACCUGAACGCCUGGCGCGAAAAUGUCCAGGGUUGUCAGAUUGGCAACCGCAAUGUCCGUGUUGGAGAAUCUGCCUUCCCAUCACCCUGCACCAGUUGUGUCUGCUCCGCCGAGGGAGGUCAGUGUGCCUCUCUGCGCAUUACGGAUUGUGGCCAGCUGAUCCGGCAGUGGCCCAAGGAGGCCAUUCUCCGUGACGAGGUGUGCAACUCGCAGUGCGGCAUUUACUUGACCGGCCAGCAGGCCAGUGGCUUCAAUCCCCAACAGCGACAGGGUCAGGCUCAGCCACGUGUGACCCGUUCACGCAAUCAGAAUCUCUUCAAGUUCCCCGACCUCACGCCCUUCAUUGCUUCCCUGUAAGCUGGAGGGCACUUUCUCCUGCAAGGUGGAGGAGGGAGUGAAUCAUCAACUUUGGGUGCGGAGUAAGCAGAAGCUACAAAUAUUGAGACGCAUUUUGUAAAUAAAUCUUGCGUUUGUACAUAGGUUUCUUUGUUAAUUGCUUACCUAAAGACUUGUCAAUGCAUGUUGUACACGGCAUAAGAUACAAAACACUCGGCCGCAUCAUCAGACACUUUCUACUCGAAGUGUCCUAGUUAUAUCCUAAUUAAAAUUACACCAUAACUAUAAACAAACUAUAAUAAACGCUUUAUGUGAGUGAAAUAAUA
Molecule: messenger RNA, 5130 nt
Organism: Drosophila sechellia
Lineage: Eukaryota; Metazoa; Arthropoda; Insecta; Diptera; Drosophilidae
Exons: 9
Coding region: 641-4825 (1394 amino acids)
Biological process (GO): response to oxidative stress
Molecular function (GO): peroxidase activity; heme binding
Source: RefSeq, a predicted model, not a curated record